Messenger RNA from Cokeromyces recurvatus, 1192 nucleotides. RefSeq names its product Zinc/iron permease. Gene Ontology annotation, cellular component: membrane. The transcript has 2 exons. The record is from RefSeq and is a predicted model, not a curated record. Gene Ontology annotation, biological process: zinc ion transmembrane transport; intracellular zinc ion homeostasis. Gene Ontology annotation, molecular function: zinc ion transmembrane transporter activity. NCBI's taxonomy places the organism in Eukaryota, Fungi, Mucoromycota, Mucoromycetes, Mucorales, Mucoraceae. The coding region runs from base 30 to 1082 and encodes 350 amino acids.
UUUUUUUUUUUUUUUUUGUAAAAAGAAAAAUGUCUGCAUUGACAUUCUUAUUUCCAGGAAAUGCGUUAAUUAACUCUAUUUUGGCUACUUCAUAUAUCUCUAUUAUACCUAAUUUAUUUCUUUAUUUUAUUCCUCCCGAUAUUAAACCUUGUACUUUGAAUACACUUGUCAAUUUUGCUGUUGGCAGUUUAUUAGGUGACGUGUUUUUACAUUUAUUACCCCAUGCUUUUAGUAACCAACAUGAUCAUGAUCAUCAUGCAUCUACGCAUAAUAACGAGCUUAAAAAUGUAUGGAUCGGUGUUGGUGUAUUUACUGGUUUAUUCUUUUUCUAUGCUGCGGAUAAGAUUUCAAGAGCAUUCUUUGAAAUAAAGGAACAUACACAUUCUGAAAAAGAUCAUACUGAACAUUUGGUAAAUCAGGUUACUAUUAGUGAGUCCACAAGUCAUCAAAAGUCAGAAUUACGUCAAAGAAAUAUAAAUAGCAACACAUCAAGCAUAAAAAAUUCAAAAGACACUACGAUUCAACAUGACAAAAUGAUACGUGCAAGUACUUAUUUGAAUCUUAUAGCUGACUUUACACAUAAUCUUACAGACGGUAUUGCAAUGGCUGCUUCCUUUUAUGUAUCACCUACGAUAGGAGCUACAACAGCUAUUGCUGUCUUUUUCCACGAAAUCCCUCAUGAAAUUAGUGAUUAUGCUAUUCUUUUAAAAUCAGGAUUUAGUAAGAAGAAGGCUAUGAUGGUUCAAUUUAUGACUGCCAUAGGUGCAUACAUAGGUACAUUCAUUGGUAUAUGCAUUGAGGAAAUGGCCAUUCGUUUAUCUUCCAUCAACACCAAACAUCAUCAUGAACGUGGCCAUUUUUUUGGAACACCUAUUGCUUGGGGUGAUUUUAUUAUUGCAAUGACAGCAGGUGGAUUUCUUUAUAUUGCUACUGUAGGUGUUAUCCCCGAGUUACUUGAACAGAAUAAAGUGAAGAGUAAACUACAUCAGACUAUCAAGGAAUUACUAUUUAUGAUAUUUGGUUUACUAUUAAUGGGCAUUUUAGCCUUAAAUGAGACCAAAGGACAUCAUCAUCAUCAUUAAAUUACAUGAUUAAAAUUAUCAAUGUAUCUAAAAAUACCCCUCCCUUCCAUAUAAUAAAUUAUUUAUUAUUGACUGAAAUAAAUUUAGUUGAUGAACACAUGGUAUUUUAA